This is a messenger RNA of Macrosiphum euphorbiae (potato aphid), 432 nucleotides long. The record is from the annotation of a GenBank genome assembly. Lineage: Eukaryota; Metazoa; Arthropoda; Insecta; Hemiptera; Aphididae.
AUGGCCAAGAGGAAAAAGAAAUCGUCAAAUCCAUCAUCAUUGAAAAGAGGUCCUCAACGACCUCAAGCUAAAUCACCAACCCCCUCAUCUGAAACCGUGAACUCCGAAGAUAGCUGGCCAAGUACUCCAUCAUCAUCAUCACGCUCUCCAACACCCGAUCUACCAGAAGACAAAUCAACAAACAACUCCGCUCCAUCCACCCGUAUUCCACCCAUUAUCAUAAAUGCUUCUGAUUGGCGCAAAGCUGCCCCAUCAAUCUUAAAAGCUACUAACCACGUUCCUCAAGCCAAGAUCACUGCCGAUGGUUCCGUCAGAGUUCAAGUCUCUUCCACCGACCUUUUCCGUCUUAUUCAAAAAACUCUUCGUGACCUGUCCAUAACUUUCCAUACAUUUACCCUACCCGAAAGAUCGAACACUGAAGGUUGUUAUUAA